Symbiodinium natans is the source of this 669-nucleotide messenger RNA. The record is from the annotation of a GenBank genome assembly. Lineage: Eukaryota; Dinophyceae; Suessiales; Symbiodiniaceae.
AUGCUGGCCGCUUGUCAGCGUGAUGCAUGUGCUGUGUGCGAAGGCCUUCAGUGGAUCACAGUGGCCAGACGUCCUGUAACCCCCUCAGCAGACUCCUUAGCCAUGUCUCGUGCUCUCCUUGUUGCCCUGCUCUUUGCACCGGCGGCCGCAUACGUGGUGCCCAAUGCCGCCGGUGUCUCAUCGAGCGGUCGGCCUGCGCAGCCAGCUCCGCAGAUGCAGCUGGAGCAGCUGGAGAUGGAAGAGCCGGAGACCUCUGGAGUGUUCGGAGUCCUUGCUGCUGGCUUCGGCGUGGGUGCUAUCAUGGGAUGGCUGAACUCUAGAAAGCAGCAGGUCGCGGCCACCGCGGCCGCAGCCACAGUUGCCCUGGCCCCUGGUGCCGCCCAAGCGAUGGUGGACUAUGACGGUGUGAAGUACCUGGGUGGCACGGACAAGGUGGACAUCAACAAUGCCAACAUCCAGGCCUACCGACAAUUCCCUGGCAUGUUCCCUACCGUCGCUGGUCUGAUCGGAACCCAUGGCCCAUACCAGCAGGUUUCGGACAUUUACAACAUCCCGGGCAUGACCGAUCAGCUGAAGAACAUCGCCAAGAAGUACGAGGGCAACUUGGUCUGCUUGCCUGCCAGCCCCGCCUACUUCAUCGACCGCAUCAACAACGGCCUGUACCGCUGA